AAUGCAAUGUAAUGUAAUCGAUGUAAACAUUAAAUAAUUGUGAAAAAUUAAUUAUUAAAUAUUAGUUAAGUUAUUAAAUAUUAGUUAAUAUGGCUCAAAGUGCGGCCAGUUCCAGCUCUUCCAGGCGAACUGGAAGAGACCACGAGGGCCCUCCUGGCGGCGCUCAGAGAUUUCCUGACACUGAAUGGGAGGCAAAAGAGUCUCAUCGACAGAGGGAAUUGGAAGAAGCCAGGGCCAGGACAGCCCAGAUGGAAAAAACUAUGAGAUGGUGUAAUGGCAUGGGACAAGCUCAAAGUCAAUCUAGUGCGGGAAGCUGCGCAGACUGUGUUGGGUACGAUGGCUACUACAGAGGUUACCCUGGAGCAUAUCCAGGACUACCAGGCACGGAAGUACUAGCGCAAUAUGGCAGACCAGGCCAUGCAGCACCACCAGGAGUGAGUGUCGAUAAAGAUACUAGGCCAAGACCGGGACUACCGGAUCGUCUAACAGGUCCAGAUGGAUGGCAACCGCCCACUACGUUUGUUCCAGGACGUCCUUCCGGAACCGCGCCAGGAACGCCAUUACGUCCUGGUCAAGUACCCAGCCCAGGACAAGUACCCCGUCAACCCGGUGCGUUAUUACCUGGACAAGUUAGUGGGCAACCUGGCAUUACAAAACCGCCUGGUCAGAUACCAGGGCAGCCUGGUUGGCAAUAUCCCGGACAAGCAGGAAUACAAUUACCAGGGCAAGUAGGAGCUCAACCCGGAGCUCAAUAUCCAGGGCAGGUGGGAGGUGUAGGCCCAACCGGUCAACAAUUUGCUGGACAACCUGGUGCACAGUAUCCAGGUCAAGCGGGAGCACAAUAUCCAGGCCAAGUACCCGGUCAAGCAGGAGCGCAAUAUCCAGGCCAAGUUCCCGGUCAACCAGGUGCACAAUAUCCAGGCCAAAUACCCGGUCAAGCAGGAGCACAAUAUUCAGGACAAGUUUCCGGUCAAGCCGGAGCUCAGUAUCCUGGACAAGUACCCGGUCAAGCCGGAGCUCAGCCAGGUACCCGGUCAAGCAGGAGCGCACAAUAUCCAGGACAUGUUCCCGGUCAAGCAGGAGCGCAAUACCCAGGACAAGUUCCCGGUCAAGCAGGAGCGCAAUACCCAGGACAAGUUCCCGGUCAAGCUGGAGCACAAUAUCCAGGCCAAGUACCCGGUCAAGCAGGGGCACAAUAUCCAGGCCAAGUACCCGGUCAAGCAGGAGCACAAUAUCCAGGCCAAGUCCCCGGUCAAGCCGGAGCUCAGUAUCCUGGGCAAGUACCCGGUCAAGCAGGGUCACAAUAUCCAGGCCAAGUACCCGGUCAAGCAGAAACAAAUAUCCAGGCCAAGUACCCGGCCAAGCUGGAGCACAAUAUCCAGGUCAAGUACCCGGUCAAGCAGGGGCACAAUAUCCAGGCCAAGUACCCGGUCAAGCAGGAGCACAAUAUCCAGGCCAAGUCCCCGGUCAAGCCGGAGCUCAGUACUGGGCAAGUACCCGGUCAAGCAGGAGCACAAUAUCCAGGCCAAGUACCCGGUCAAGCAGAAACAAAAUAUCCAGGCCAAGAACCCGGCCAAGCUGGAGCACAAUAUCCAGGCCAAGUACCCGGCCAAGCUGGAGCACAAUAUCCAGGCCAAGUUUCCGGCCAAGCCGGAGCUCAGUAUCCUGGGCAAUUACCCGGUCAAGCAGGGGCACAAUAUUCAGGCCAAGUACCCGGUCAAGCAGAAGCACGAUAUCCAGGCCAAGUACCCGGUCAAGCAGGAACAAAAUAUCCAGGCCAAGUACCCGGCCAAGCUGGAGCACAAUAUCCAGGUCAAGUACCCGGCCAAGCUGGAGCACAAUAUCCAGGUCAAGUACCCGGUCAAGCAGGAGCACAAUAUCCAGGCCAAGCGGAAGCUCAGUAUCCUGGGCAAGUACCCGGUCAAGCAGGGGCACAAUAUCCAGGACAAGUACCCGGUCAAGCAGGAGCACGAUAUCCAGGCCAAGUACCCGGUCAAACCGGAGCUCAGUAUCCUGGGCAAGUACCCGGUCAAGCCGGAGCACAAUAUCCAGGCCAAGUACCCGGUCAAGCAGGGACCCAAUAUCCGGGCCGAGUACCCGGUCAAGCAGGAACACAAUAUCCAGGCCAAGUACCCGGCCAAGCAGGAGCACAAUACCCAGGCCAAGUACCCGGUCAAGCAGGAGCACAAUACCCAGGCCAAGUACCCGAUCAAGCAGGAGCACAGUACCCAGGCCAAGUACCCGGUCAAGCGGGAGCACAAUACCCAGGCCAAGUACCCGAUCAAGCAGGAGCACAAUACCCAGGCCAAGUACCCGGUCAAGCGGGAGCACAAUAUCCAGGGCAAGUACCCGGUCAAGCAGGAGCACCAUAUCCAGGCCAAGUACCCGGUCAAGCAGGAGCACAAUAUCCAGGCCAAGUACCCGAUCAAGCGGAGCUCAGCCAAGUACCCGGUCAAGCAGGAGCACAAUAUCCAGGCCAAGUACCGGUCAAGCAGAAACAAAAUAUCCAGGCCAAGUACCUGGCCAAGCUGGAGCACAAUAUCCAGGUCAAGUACCCGGUCAAGCAGGAGCACAUAUCCAGGCCAAGUACCCGGUCAAGCAGGAGCACAAUAUCCAGGCCAAGUACCGGUCAAGCAAGAGCACAAUAUCCAGUCCAAGUACCCAGUCAAGCAGGAGCACAAUAUCCAGGCCAAGUACCCGGUCAAGCAGGAGCACAAUAUCCAGGCCAAGUACCCGGUCAAGCGGGAGCACAAUAUCCAGGCCAAGUGCCCGGUCAAGCAGGAGCGCAAUAUCCAGGCCAAGUGCCCGGUCAAGCAGGAGCGCAAUAUCCAGGCCAAGUGCCCGAUCAAGCAGGAGCGCAAUAUCCAGGCCAAGUACCCGGUCAAGCUGGAGCACGAUAUCCAGGACAAGUUCCCGGUCAAGCUGGAGCACGAUAUCCAGGACAAGUUCCCAGUCAAACAGGAGCACAAUAUCCAGGACAAGUUCCCGGUCAAGCCGGAGCUCAGUAUCCUGGGCAAGUACCCGGUCAAACAGGAGCACAAUAUCCAGGACAAGUUCCCGGUCAAACAGGAACACAAUACAUAGGGCAAGUACCGGGUCAAGCCGGAACACAGUAUCCAGGUCAAGUAAAAGAAACUAGUAUUUCUAAAGUACCUGGAGAUGCAGCGGGUCAAUCUGGAAUACAAUAUCCCCCAGAUGUAUCUGGAUUACCAACGGCAAAAUAUCCCGGACAAGUGGUUGAUCAAUCAGGAGUACAAUUCUCGGAAAAAACUACAGGACAGAUGAGAAGUCAAACCAGCGCUCAAUACCCAGGACAAACUGCAACACAAUAUCCCGGUCAACUACCAGGACAAACUGCAACACAAUAUCCCGGUCAACUACCAGGACAACCUGGAAUUCAAUACCCAGGUCAAUUACCUGGACAAACCGGACGGUAUUAUCCAGGACAACCUGGCGCUCAAUACCCAGGUAAAUUACCAGAACAAACAGGCGUUUCAUAUCCAGGUCAAUUACCAGGGCCAACCCGCGCUCAAAUUCCAGGACAACCAGCAGUUCAAUACCCAGUUCAAAUACCAGGACAACUUGGCAUACAAUUUCCAGGUCAAUUACCGGGACAACCCGGCGCUCAAUACCCAGGCCAAUUACCAGGACAGCCCGGCGUUCAAUACCCGGGUCAAUUACCUGGGCAGCCCGAGUUCAAUACCCGGGUCAAUUACCUGGGCAGCCCGGAGUUCAAUACCCAGGUCAAUUACCUGGGCAGCCCGGAGUUCAAUACCCGGGUCAAUUACCUGGGCAGCCCGGAGUUCAAUACCCGGGUCAAUUACCUGGGCAGCCCGGAGUUCAAUACCCGGGUCAAUUACCUGGGCAGCCCGGAGUUCAAUACCCAGGUCAAUUCCCAGGACAGCCCGGCGCUCAAUUACCGAGGACAGCCCGGCUCUCAAUACCCAGGUCAACAACCAGGACAAUCCGGGGCUCAAUACCCUGGUUAUAUACCAGGUCAGCAAGGACAAAAGCCAGACAUCACAGGCCACCUUGAUAUUGGUGAUGGUUCUGAUGAAGUUUCUCAAGCUGAAACUUCAGUCCACAGUAUAGAGGGAGGUGAGACACAAGCAGCAGCGUCUGCAACCGGAGGGGCUGCUCAGACACAAGUGAGCGGAACGCACAGCGGAACUGGAUCCUUUAGCCAAGCAAGUAUAGCUGACGUUAGCCGAGGUGCAAGUGCCCAAAUACAGGGGAAUGCAAAAGGAGUUACUAGCAGUGCACAGGGUCAUGCUGGUUCUGGCAACGCGCAAGCUCAAGUUGCUACUUCUGCAGACACUGGUGCAACUUCCGCAAGCGGUCAAUCUUCCGGUUGGAACCACGGAACCAACACUUUAGUUCAAGCAGGCGGAAAAGGAGGCAUGGCAGAUGCUCAAGCCGAAGGACCAGGAAGCACAUCGUCACAAGCUCAAAUUGGAUUUAAGCCUGACGAAUCCGCCAGUGGAGAACAGGUGCAAUCGACGCCUUUCCGUGGUGGAGGCACCGCUUCAACACAAUCUGGACGUAGUACAGGACAAAGUCAGAGUCAAAUUCAAGGGCGAUUCAAUUACGGCAUUAGUUAUACAGGCGCGGCGCAAGCCGCUUCGGGCAGCAAGGACGGUGUUCAAGGAUUCAGAAAGCUACCAAAACCUGAAGGAGUGUUUCAAGCUGGAAGUGGAGAAGAAUUAAAUAAAAGAUCUGCCAUUGGUGGAAGCAGUACUACGGCGGAAACACACGAGCAGAAAAAGGUGCUGUCGGGAGUUCAACACGAACACCACAUGGAAGCAUGGAAGCGGGGCUUUCGCAAACUCAACAUAGUGCAAAACCAAUAUUUGGAGAUAGUACUACACACCGAAGACAAAUCAUCGCCAUCAGCAAAUCCUCAACCGACACCAAGUGGAAGUAAAAUAACACAAUCAACGCCGACUCAGACCCAGCACAUCGUGUUAGGUGAGGGCCAAAGGGCAAGAGUUGUUCAAGAACCGAGAGGAACCGUUGUACCGAGUGGCGGAAUAGUUUUUCAACCUGGAGAGACAGUUGGUAAUACUGGAUAUGUAGUUCCGCAAGGAUUUAGAGGAAGACUGGUUUCGGGAGCUGGCAGUUUGGGAAAUACUUUUGCAAGUGGGGGAAAAAAUUCGCAGGCUCAAACAGCGACUUUAGCAACCAGAAGUUCCCAAUCAUCCCUAAACAGCCAGAGCAAUCGUGGUCUCCUAAGAAACGGAUACAAACCGAGUGGUUACGUUUCGGUAACAAAAUCGGAAUCCGGUAACGUCGACCGAGAAAAACAGCAACCUUUGCCUCAACAGAAGGAAGUCAGGAGAAAAACCUAUGAGCACACAUAUUACACAAAAUCAUCCACAUGUGGAUAUUUCACAUUCUCGUGCAAUAUUGUAUACGGAUCGAAUGGAAGGACCAAAAUUUGUAAACCGAAGAAACAGACGAAUGCUGACGGUACACCAAUCACAUGUUAA
Ctenocephalides felis (cat flea) is the source of this 5489-nucleotide messenger RNA. Its product is annotated as collagen alpha-1(I) chain-like. NCBI's taxonomy places the organism in Eukaryota, Metazoa, Arthropoda, Insecta, Siphonaptera, Pulicidae. The record is from RefSeq and is a predicted model, not a curated record.